GAGCGCAGGUGAACACUUUCACCGAACAUAUGUUCCAAAAAUUGAUCGAGACUCCUGAUUUUAGUAAGGAGGUAUUUAACGUCCAGGAUUAUGUAGACCGUCCACUCAAAGCGUAUGCAACAGAGAAAAAUAUCGACGUUCUCGCAACGUUCGAUGCAUACCUUUACAUCACUGAAGAUAGACCCAUGCUGCUAGAGAAGUUUUACGUCGUCAGGGAAAGUCGAGCACUCCUCAGCAGACAAACUUCUUCUAGAUACAAUAUAUUGAUGCUUGGCCUGAAGGUACCUGUUCAAUCUUCACAAUGCUCUUAUAAAACAGUCCGAUGGGCCGCAGAGAUUGCUGCGAUAGAAAAUAAUCAGAUUUUUCCCAAAUUCAACAUUCCGCCCGUAAAAAUCUUCUACGACAAGUCAAAACCUCCGUGUAGAAAUGUGUUUUCAAACAUACCACUAGCAGUCAGGCCGUUGGUCGAGAAGAGGUUGGAAGGUUUGGUAUCAGCGAAUAUCAUCGAACCUAUUGUAGAUGGCAUGGACACAUCAUUUUGUUCGUCAAUGUUGGUGGUCCCGAAAGGGACGAAUGACAUACGCCUGGUCGUCGAUCUCCGGGGUCCUAACCGAUGCAUCUACCGUACUCCAUUUGCAAUGCCCACUUUAGAAAAGAUUCUGGCAGAGUUGAAUGGCGCGAAAUGGUUUUCGACAAUUGAUCUGUCAAAUGCCUUCUUUCACAUGGAGCUUGAUGAAGAAUCCAGGCAUCUCACCAAUUUCUAUACGGAAUUUGGUAUGUUCCGUUGUGUGAGAUUGCCCUUCGGCCUGUGUAAUGCUCCCGACCUGUUCCAAGAGGCUCUACAACGCAAGAUCCUGGCUGGCUGUACAGGCUGUAAAAACUAUCUGGAUGAUGUGCUGGUCUACGGAAACACUAAAGCUGAACAUGAUAAAAACUUGAAAGAAGUGCUUGCACGCCUAGAAAAUCAUAAUGUUAAGCUAAACGACAGCAAAUGUAGGUUUGGCACUCAAACGGCAGAGUUUUUGGGAUUCACUUUGACUCCUGAAGGAUGGCUGAUCAAUGAAGAAAAGGUGGCAGCAAUUAAAAAUUUUCGAAAGCCUACUACGUGCUCCGAAGUAAAGAGCUUCUUAGGGUUGAUUACCUUCAUCGAUAAGUUCGUUCCUCAUCGUGCCACGAAAACGGAAUACCUUCGGAGUUUGGCCUCUUCUGAUUCUUUUUAUUGGACUGAUGACGAAGAAAUGGAAUUUAACUACUUCAAAGAAGAAGCACUUACUUCAAUCAAACGGCUAGGGUACUUCAACGCGGAUGAUCGGACUGAACUAUUUGUAGACGCAUCUCCAAUAGGAUUAGGUGCGAUCUUGACCCAAUUCAACGCUGAAGGAAUACCAAGAAUAAUCGCAUGCGCAUCUAAGGUACUAACCACAUCCGAGCAAAAGUACCCGCAGACGCAAAAAGAAGCGUUGGCGGUUGUGUGGGCAGUAGAAAAAUUUUCAUUCUACCUGUUGGCCAAAAGUUUUGUUAUUCGUACGGAUGCGGAGGCAAAUCAGUUCAUUUUUAAUUCUAACCACAGAUUGGGGAAAAGAGCUAUAUCUAGAGCGGAGAGCUGGGCAUUACGGCUUCAACCGUAUGACUUCACAAUUGAACAUGUGCCAGGUUGCCAGAACAUUGCAGAUGCUCUAUCUAGGUUAAUCCCGGCUUCACAGCAAGACAAACCAUUUGACGAAGACGAAGACAGCCACUAUCUGUAUGCUUUGGAUGUUAGCUGCAUGCAAAUGACCUGGAACGAAAUUGAAACUGCAUCGGAGAAAGACAAGGAGUUGGAAAUGGUUCGAGAUGCAGUAGCAACGAAGAAAUGGCCAGCGGAGCUCCGUGGGUACGAAGCACAGAGAAAAAAUUUGCGCACUUUAGGUUCGCUGGUAUUUAAAGAUGAUAGGACCGUUCUUCCGAUGUCACUUCGAAGCAAAGCGUUACAAUUGGCUCAUGAAGGUCACGUCGGAGAAGUUGCCACAAAACGAAUCAUGCGUCUGUUCUUUUGGUGGCCACGGAUGUCAGCGGAAGUGUCACGAUUCAUGAAAGGUUGUGAAACAUGUGCACAGUUAUCAAAGCGGAACCCACCAUUGCCUCUAGUCAGCAGAGAUCUACCUAAUGGGCCCUGGGAAAUCCUACAAGUUGAUUUUCUUUCGGUUCCAAAUUAUGGAUCUGGAGAGCUUCUUGUUGUUAUCGACACUUAUUCUCGAUACCUCUGUGUUGUUGAAAUGAAGGGCUUAGAUGCUAGUAGCACCAAUAAAGCACUUUGCGAAGUUUUCCAAAUAUGGGGAUGCCCAACUAUACUGCAGAGUGACAACGGCCCACCGUUUCAAAGUACCGAGUUCAUACAGUUCUGGAUAGGUAAGGGUGUUGAAGUACGUAAAUCAAUACCGUUAAGCCCACAAUCGAAUGGUUCUGUUGAAAGACAGAACCAAGGUAUAAUUAAGGCAUUGGCGGCUUCUAGGCUUGACGGUAUAAAUUGGAGACUUGCGUUGCAAAAUUAUGUCCACCGGCACAACACUCUAGUUCCCCACUCAAGGCUUGGUGUAACUCCAUUCGAGAUGAUGGUCGGAUGGAGGUAUCGCGGGACGUUCCCUUGCUUGUGGUCUCCUACUAGAUCCGGUGACCUUGAUCGUAAUGAAUUGGAAGAGAAAGACGCAGAAGCUAAACUUGCCAGCAAAACAUACGCUGAUUCCGUGCGGGGAGCUAAACCUUCGAACAUCCAGGUCGGCGACAUCGUUUUACUGGCACAAUCUAAGAAGAGCAAAGUUGAUCCUACAUUUUCUGCAGAGCGAUAUACGGUGAUUGCCAGAGAAGGUGCAAAGGUAGUCGUCAUGAGCAAAGCUGGAAUACAAUAUGCUCGAAAUAUGCGAGAAGUGAAAAAGGCUCCUGAAACUUAUAAAUCCAACGGUUAUUCUUAUCAGGCAUCGGAUGGAGAAGCAAUGGAAUCUCAACCCAAGGAACAAGCUUCAGACUCCUCUUUGUCCCGGAACCUACGACAAAGGAACGUUAUCAAGCGUCCUAAACGAUUUGACGAUCAGUUCGUUUACCGGGUUUUCUGGUAAGGAUGAUUCACUGAAAACAGAAGAAGAUUAGUGAUAGAAAUUUAUGAAAAACCAAUGCUGUAAGCAACUCAGAAACAUCCACUCAUAAAUGCAAAUGAAUUAAAAUACUUAAUGUGAAAUAAAUGCGAUUAAUUUUCUUUUCACUGAUGUUGUUC
This is a messenger RNA of Ochlerotatus camptorhynchus, 3247 nucleotides long. RefSeq lists its product as uncharacterized. Gene Ontology annotation, biological process: DNA integration. Gene Ontology annotation, molecular function: nucleic acid binding. The transcript has 2 exons. Bases 30 to 3092 code for a protein of 1020 amino acids. NCBI's taxonomy places the organism in Eukaryota, Metazoa, Arthropoda, Insecta, Diptera, Culicidae. The record is from RefSeq and is a predicted model, not a curated record.